UCAUGAGUGUGUCCUUGGAUUUUGUGUGUGUGUGGUUGGAUUAGAGGCUUUAUUCCACUGUGCAGCUUUAGUGUGCUGCAUUUGGCUCAGAUCUGAACAGAUAGCAGAGAUGAAACGAUGAAAGAGCGAAACGGCUAGAGAAAGGAAACAGGAAUGAGUCGGUUAUCUUAUUAGAACGACUACAAGCCGUUUUGUGAGCUAUGUGAAGUAGUUCUAAGUGGUUUGUGUCAGUUGUGCGUGUGGUCAUGUGGGAACCGUGUCGCGUUUGUGGCGACCGCGUGCUCGGCGCACAGUGCCGGUGGUUGUUUGGUAAAUGUGGACGUUUGCGGCCUGCCGUGGUUCUGGCCCGUGUUUUGGGGUGCAGUCUUCCUCGAGAUGUGAGCGACGAACACCUUUGUGGAAAGUGCACGUUCCUGCUGGAGCGUUUGGCGCAGUGCGACAACGCCAUGGAAGACCUGCAGAAUACCCACGCGGCGCAGUUGCAACGGCUGCAGCGGGAGAGAUCUAGACUGAGUGUGCUCAUAACGCAGAAAUACUGGCGGAAUAACGCAGAAGAACAGGAUCGGUGCAAGAAGCAGAAAACCGGAACAAACCGGGAGUUUCAGAGCCAAUCCGCACGCGACCACGGCGCGGUACAGCUACAAAAGAAAAGUGAAUCGAAACAGUGGCGGAAUGAGGUCAAGCACCCUGAGUGGCCAGAAUGGCAAUGGAAUAAAAUGCAGCGACGCCUCAACGGAGGAAAUACAAGGACCACACGUCCUGGGUCAAAGAUCGGCGUUUCGAAGGAGAGCGAAGGCCAACGUCGGAGAAUUAAUCAGACUCCGUUGAGGCGCAGUGUCUCGCUCAGUUUUGGGCGGAGGCUAUUGGCUCAGAAUUCUACGGUGACCAGGUUUAAAGCAGAAAGUAUCGUGGGAACCGGCGCUCCUACGCCAAGCCACGAGUAUUCCGAUCUCAUCCUCAGGAAGGGCACUUUAACGUCAUGCGCCAUUUCUCUCAGCCCCACUCAUUCUAUCACUACACCCCCACGCCUCGGGCAGACACGGCCACUCAGCAGCUCGUUGUUGCCAUUAGGUGAUUUACUGCAGAUGCUGCGGAGCAUUAGGCCUCGCCCACUGCCAUGGACUGUGGGCACUCGGAUUCCCGUCCAAUUAAAACCAUGUGGUGUGUCUGGACAUGCCGGUAUGGGUAAGGCCAGACUGGCGAGGGCGGAGCAAGCUGUGAGAGAGUUGGAGGAGGAGUUUAAUGAUGAAUACUUGGCUCUUAAACCAGAGGUACACUCUUUAAACUACAUGACGUUUUGUGUGUGUGUGUGUGUGCUGUAUACGUAUACGUGACUUCCUGUUUAUAAAAUCAGCGUCUGUCAAACUCACAGGUUUCUGUAUCAUACAGCCGUCGUCAAUAUAGACUGACUUCCAUAGGAUGGAUUGAAUCUAAAUCUCAGUAACUUAAAAAGCAAUGUAAAUAGUGUUACUAAUGCCAGUUGCAAGUUUACUAAAACUAUCGAAUACAAUAAAAAAAGAUUUAAUAUCUAUAAUUUAACAUUUAGAAAGACUGUUUAGGUUCUGUAGGUACAAUGUUCAGAAAUAAAAAGGCAUCAUGGAUUUAACAAACAAAUAAAUACGAUGUGUCGUUGUACAUACAGUAUGUCACGUGUUUUUAAUUCUUAUACAGUUGUCAUAACGGUCCGUGGGAGACCCGGCAAUCUCGUGAUCGUGUGUUUGCGUGUGUG
Molecule: messenger RNA, 1729 nt
Organism: Ictalurus punctatus (channel catfish)
Lineage: Eukaryota; Metazoa; Chordata; Actinopteri; Siluriformes; Ictaluridae
Exons: 1
Coding region: 246-1334 (362 amino acids)
Source: RefSeq, a predicted model, not a curated record